GAGACUUGUCAUUCCAAACAUCCAAACGUCGGGUUUUUAGGCGGCCAGAUUAGAAGGUUGAGUUAGGGCUCAUAGGCCCAUCGUCUCUAACCCGUAAUUUUGUGGAAUCAGUUGCAGAUUGUAAUGGCGGAACGAAUCGAAUUCUCGAUUGUUCGGACUGGGAUCCAUCCACAUCCGUCUGCAUUUGAUUUCUUCCCGUCGAUUCGAAUUUUCUCUCUUUUUUCUGUCUUUUCUUUUUCAAUCCUCUUUCUUCUUCCCCACGCAAUUAUGUUUGCGGAAUCGGCUACCCGGUCAACAGUGACCAAGUACACCAAUCAACUUUUCUAUUUCUUCCCCACCACUUUAAUUUCCAUCAGUUCUAUGUUCUAAACCUCGACUCAAGUUUGUGUUCACCUCUUGGAAAAAAAGGGUGCGUUGGCUAGAAAUGAUCCUCCCUGUUGUCAAGUUGGGGGCCCUUGCUUUGAAAACCAUCUGCAAACCCAUCGCCAAUCGCCUCAAGAAGGAGGCUGGAUUGCAUCCAAAGUUUAGGCAGUGUAUUAUCAACAUCGCACAGGCAAAUCAUCGGUUUUCAACGAAUGUGCAACGAAGAAUAUAUGGUCAUGCAACAGAUGUUGCCAUUCGGCCCCUGAAUGAAGAGAAAGCUGUCCAAGCGGCUGCAGAUCUUCUCGGGGAGCUCUUUGUAUUCUCGGUUGCUGGAGCUGCUGUUAUUUUUGAGGUUCAAAGAAGUUCGAGAUCAGAAGCAAGAAAGGAGGAGCUCCGCAGGCAAGAAUUGGAGGCGAUGAAGCAAAGGGAUGAAGAUAUAGCUCGAGAAAUAGAAAUUCUUAAACAGAAGAUCGAAAAUCUGGAACAGUUGUCCAAGGGACGAGGUCUAACUGGCUUACUUCAUUUCAGGCAUCCACAUACUGCUGAAGCUGAACAGGCGAAACACUCUUGAUCAUCAAUAAGAUCUAGUAAGCCAUGGAUUAACUGAGCAUUUUAUUAUCGGUUGAUUGAAAUUCAAUAUUUCUUACAGAGGCUGUUAAUAAAGGCUUUUGUCGCGAAAGAAAUUGCAGCCUUGUUAAUAUUUUGUCCAUCUCUGGAAUGUUGAAAUGAAAUUGAAAGAAAAUUGAUUAACUGAUAAUCCAAAUCUCUAGAUGAUUGGCAUGUAUAUGUCCAGAAAUAUGGACAUCUUUAUUAUAUGGCAAUGUUUGUUUUGUAUAGAAACUAUAUAAUUUGAAUAACUUGUUUGUUUUUGCAAGACUGGUGUAUGAACAUACACAUGAAAAUGGGUUGUCGGGA
Benincasa hispida (wax gourd) is the source of this 1278-nucleotide messenger RNA. Its product is annotated as OPA3-like protein. NCBI's taxonomy places the organism in Eukaryota, Viridiplantae, Streptophyta, Magnoliopsida, Cucurbitales, Cucurbitaceae. The record is from RefSeq and is a predicted model, not a curated record. Gene Ontology annotation, biological process: regulation of lipid metabolic process. Gene Ontology annotation, cellular component: mitochondrion.